Messenger RNA from Manis pentadactyla (Chinese pangolin), 2857 nucleotides. RefSeq names its product mutL homolog 1 (gene MLH1). Gene Ontology annotation, molecular function: ATP hydrolysis activity; ATP binding; mismatched DNA binding. Gene Ontology annotation, cellular component: MutLalpha complex. The transcript has 19 exons. The record is from RefSeq and is a predicted model, not a curated record. Gene Ontology annotation, biological process: mismatch repair. Lineage: Eukaryota; Metazoa; Chordata; Mammalia; Pholidota; Manidae. The coding region runs from base 431 to 2701 and encodes 756 amino acids.
CUCGGCGGUCGCAGGCACUGGAGCAGCCGCCCCGCGAGCACCGCCUCCGCUCUGCGCCGCCGCCGCAGCCCGCCCCCGCCGCGACUUGCCUGCCUAUUGGCUGCAGAUUUCUUAGUAGCAGAGGAAAGAGCCAAUAGGAGGAGCAGAAGGUGACUUCCGGCAUGCAGGUGCACGGCUUCCCAGCUGGCGAGCUAAAGCUGCGUCAGGGAGGGACGGAGAGACCCAAGGCCCCACAGGUUAAAGAAGCUUGACUGGCACUAAAGCAACCCAAUCAAUGUCUCCCUAGCUCUGUAACUGGCACCGCCUCUGGGGGGCGGGGCAGACUGGCGGAGCGGAGUUGAUAAAGGACGUGAACAGGAGACACAGGUGAUUGGCUGAAGGUACUUCCGGUGAGCGCCUCGAAUCUACUUGGGAUUCCCUGGCCGCGACGAUGUCGUUCGUAGCGGGGGUUAUUCGGCGGCUGGACGAGACAGUAGUGAACCGUAUCGCGGCAGGGGAGGUUAUCCAGCGGCCGGCUAAUGCCAUCAAGGAGAUGAUUGAGAACUGUUUAGAUGCAAAAUCCACCAGUAUUCAAGUGGUUGUUAAAGAGGGAGGCCUGAAGUUGAUUCAGAUCCAAGACAAUGGCACUGGGAUCAGGAAGGAAGAUCUGGAUAUUGUGUGUGAGAGGUUCACUACAAGUAAACUGCAGUCCUUUGAGGAUUUAGCUAACAUUUCUACCUAUGGCUUUCGGGGUGAGGCUUUGGCCAGCAUAAGCCAUGUGGCUCAUGUCACUAUUACAACCAAAACGGCUGAUGGGAAGUGUGCAUACAGAGCAAAUUACUCAGAUGGAAAGCUGAAAGCACCCCCUAAACCAUGUGCAGGCAAUCAAGGCACCCAGAUCACGGUGGAGGACCUUUUUUACAAUAUAUCCACGAGGAGGAAAGCUUUAAAAAAUCCAAGUGAAGAGUAUGGGAAAAUUCUGGAUGUUGUUGGCAGGUAUUCAAUACAUAAUUCAGGCAUUAGUUUCUCAGUAAAAAAACAAGGCGAGACAGUAGCGGACGUUAGAACACUGCCCAGUGCCACAACUGUGGACAAUAUUCGCUCCAUCUUUGGAAAUGCUGUUAGCCGAGAAUUGAUAGAAGUUGGGUGUGAGGAUAAAACCCUUGCCUUCAAAAUGAAUGGUUACAUAUCCAAUGCUAACUACUCAGUGAAGAAGUGCAUCUUCUUACUCUUCAUCAACCAUCGUCUGGUAGAGUCGAGUUCCUUAAGAAAAGCCAUUGAAACAGUGUAUGCAGCAUAUUUGCCCAAAAACACACACCCGUUCCUGUACCUCAGCUUAGAAAUCAGCCCCCAGAAUGUGGAUGUCAACGUGCACCCCACGAAGCACGAAGUUCACUUCCUGCACGAAGACAGCAUCCUGGAGCGGGUGCAGCGGCACAUUGAGAGCAGGCUGCUGGGCGCCAACUCCUCCCGCAUGUACUUCACCCAGACUUUACUACCAGGUCUUGCUGGCCCCUCUGGGGAGGUGGUUAAAUCCACAGCGGGUGUGACUCCCACAUCUUCUGGAAGUGGCGACAAGGUUUAUGCCCACCAGAUGGUCCGCACGGAUUCCCGGGAGCAGAAACUGGAUGCCUUUCUGCAGCCUGUGAGCAAGGCUCCAUCUAGUCAGCCACAGGCUGUUGUCCCAGAGAACAGGACAGAUGCUUCUAGUGGCAGCACCAGGCAGCAAGAUGAGGAAAUGCUUGAACUUCCAGGGCCUGCUGAAGUGGCUGCCGAGAAUCAGGGCUUAGAAGGGGGCACAACAAAGAUGACUUCAGAAAUGUCAGAGGGGAAAGGGUCCCCAUCCAGCCCCAGCAACCCCAGAAAGAGACAGCGGGAAGGCCCUGAUGUGGAAAUGGUGGAAGAUGGUUCCCGGAAGGAGGUGACAGCAGCUUGUACCCCCCGGAGAAGGAUCAUUAACCUCACUAGUGUUCUGAGUCUCCAGGAAGAAAUUAAUGGGCGGGCCCAUGAGACUCUCCGGGAAAUGCUGCGUAACCACUCCUUUGUGGGCUGUGUGAAUCCUCAGUGGGCCUUGGCGCAGCAUCAGACCAAGUUAUACCUCCUCAACACCACCAAACUCAGUGAAGAACUGUUCUACCAGAUACUCAUUUAUGAUUUUGCCAAUUUUGGUGUUCUGAGAUUAUCGGAGCCUGCACCACUCUUUGACCUCGCCAUGCUUGCCUUAGACAGUCCUGAGAGUGGCUGGACGGAGGAAGAUGGUCCCAAAGAAGGACUUGCUGAAUAUAUUGUUGAGUUUCUGAAGAAGAAGGCUGAGAUGCUUGCCGACUACUUCUCUUUGGAAAUCGAGGAAGGGAACCUGAUUGGAUUACCCCUGCUGAUUGACAACUACGUGCCCCCUUUGGAGGGUCUGCCUGUCUUCAUUCUUCGGUUAGCCACUGAGGUGAAUUGGGAUGAAGAAAAGGAAUGUUUUGAAAGCCUCAGUAAAGAAUGUGCUAUGUUUUACUCCAUCCGGAAGCAGUAUGUGUGUGAGGAGUCCACCCUCUCAGGCCAGCAGAGUGAGCAGCCUGGCACCACUCCGAACCCCUGGAAGUGGACCGUGGAACAUGUCGUCUAUAAAGCCUUCCGCUCAUACCUUCUGCCUCCUAAACACUUCACGGAGGAUGGUAAUAUUCUGCAGCUUGCCAACUUGCCUGAUCUGUACAAAGUCUUUGAGAGGUGCUAAAUAGUCAUUUAUGGGCUCUGGGCUGUGUUCUUCCUUUGCAUCCUGAUGUUGGUAGGUCUUAAGGUUGGAGACUCAAAUUUGUCUUUUGACUGUUCUAAGUAGCAUUCUUAGUGUGUGGCAGAUUGACUGUAAAUAAAUAGUUGUGUCCUAACAUGA